This is a messenger RNA of Penicillium atrosanguineum, 1215 nucleotides long. RefSeq names its product FAD-dependent oxidoreductase. The coding region runs from base 1 to 1215 and encodes 404 amino acids. The record is from RefSeq and is a predicted model, not a curated record. Gene Ontology annotation, molecular function: FAD binding. NCBI's taxonomy places the organism in Eukaryota, Fungi, Ascomycota, Eurotiomycetes, Eurotiales, Aspergillaceae. The transcript has a single exon.
AUGACACCCCCGAUCCUAAUCAUUGGCGCCGGUCUAGGAGGCAUCUGCCUUGCCCACGCCCUACGCAAAAACAACAUCCCUUACAAACUAUUCGAAGCAGACCCAAAGAGCAACUUCCGAACCCAGGGCUACAGACUCCGAAUCACCAAAGACGGCGUCACCGCUCUCCACGAGUCCCUAACGCCAGAGCUCUUCACUCUAUUCGAAAAGACAUGCGCCGAAACUGCGAAAAUGGGCAUCCGAGUCAAACCAGAUGGAACGCCCGCUCCUUCAAAACCAGGUCUUGGACCUCCGCCACAGACUAUGUCAGGAAGCGUGUACACAAUCGACCGCAGCACGUUCCGCGAAGCAUUACUCGCCAGUCUAGAGGUAGAGGGAAAUGUUUUCUUCGAAAAGAGUCUCGAUUAUUACACGAUCGACGCCGAUAAAGUGACCGGAUUCUUCACCGACGGGUCAUCCGAAGAGGGUGCUCUACUCGUCGGCGCAGAUGGAGUCCGCUCGCGCGUUCGCAAGCAGUAUAUUCCCGAAUACCAGGGUAUAGACUCGGACAUGCGCAUCAUCUUCGGGAAAACUCCAUUGACUCCAGGAUUCCUGGCUAAACUCCCCGAAAGCCAUCAACAGGGCAUGAGUCUAGUCACCGAUCCAGACGAUUCCUUCCAGCCUACAUUCUUGUUCGAAUCUAUUCACUUCCCGCACGCUGAUGAGGUCCCAUUCCCGCUACCAAGUGCAUACAUGUAUUGGUGUCUCCUAGCGCGUACAUCAACGCUUCCAGUUUCAGAUGAGAAAUCGUGGCAUGUGACUCCUCGGGAAGCAGCUGAUUUAAGCCGUUAUUUGACGAGGGGGUGGAAUCCGGCGUUGAGGAGCAUUUUCGAAAUGCAGGACGAGUCGCAAGCGGCUGUGAGGUCGAUUUUGUCGGCUUUGCCGGAAAUUGAGCCGUGGACUCCUUGUUCGAGGGUUACGGUUUUGGGGGAUGCGAUUCAUAUCAUGCCACCGACGGGCGCGAUGGGUGCUAAUACGGCUUUGAGGGAUGCGGGGGAUUUGGCGAGGAGGAUUGUUGAGGCGGGUGGUGCUGGCGGUCUUGAUGAGAAGAUCAUUGGUGAUUAUGAAGCUGGGGUUAGGGAGUUUGCUAAGGUGGCGAUUGGGUUUAGUUGGAGAGGUGGGAUGAAUAGUUUUGGCUUGAGAGCUGCGGAGGAGUGUGAGCGCAUUUUACUUUGA